AUGGAAGUUGAAAAAAUAUAUUGUACUCUAAAACUUCGUUCUUAUUCAUUGAGUGAUUGGAAUAAUGAUGUGCUUAUGAAAGAAGUUUAUUCUUAUCAUCUCAAUAAUCUAAAACAAUUAUAUCCUUUAGAUCAUAAAUUUAGCGAACGUGAACUAAAUGCAUGGAGAAUAAUGUUUCGCAAUAUAGGAUGUCAUGAUGUAACACCUUUUUUAAAACAGGAUUCAAAGUAUGAAUUUUGGACGAGAUCAUUGAAUCAUAAUAUUGAAAAAAAUGUAUUGAAACAGCUAUACGAAUUUGGCUUUUUGAUGUCACAACCAGUAAACUUUUAUGAUGUAUCCAACAUAUUUUGGAAUUGCUUUCAAGAAAGCCUAAUAACUAAUAAAAAAGGAGAUGAUGGAAAACAAAGGAUACUGUCUAUUAUAGCAAAUGAUUUCAAAUAUGAAGAACUUCAAAAGCAAUUAUCGGUUUCAAAUGAUUUGAUAUCAAAGGCACGUAUACACU
Funneliformis caledonium is the source of this 502-nucleotide messenger RNA. NCBI's taxonomy places the organism in Eukaryota, Fungi, Glomeromycota, Glomeromycetes, Glomerales, Glomeraceae. The record is from the annotation of a GenBank genome assembly.